Messenger RNA from Topomyia yanbarensis, 24860 nucleotides. RefSeq names its product transient receptor potential cation channel trpm (gene Trpm). Bases 2028 to 7886 code for a protein of 1952 amino acids. The transcript has 27 exons. Gene Ontology annotation, cellular component: membrane. Gene Ontology annotation, biological process: protein tetramerization; monoatomic cation transmembrane transport. Gene Ontology annotation, molecular function: monoatomic cation channel activity. Lineage: Eukaryota; Metazoa; Arthropoda; Insecta; Diptera; Culicidae. The record is from RefSeq and is a predicted model, not a curated record.
CGCUAGACGUCGGACGUGGAUUGACGUUUCUCGACUAGGGAAACAAGGGUGCCAGUGUGUUAACCUUCUCUGAAGCUAGAUGCAUACAUAUCCGGGAUCCAGCAGAAGAGGCAGGUGGAAGUAAUCUCUUCCUUUGUGGUGCAGUUCUGUGGGUUUUCCACCGUUUUCCAUUGCGCGACCGAUUUCAGCGGAUGCUUGCGAGCCUGGAAAUGUGAUAUGUGUUAUUAUUUGGAAAGAAAUCUAGCAAAUUAAAGUGUGGCAAGUGUUACGGGAAAAUUGCUUCCUCCCGGAGGUGGUUCAAGUUGUGUUCUGGGUCGAGGGCAGGAGAAAUUAUUGUACUGCAGUUUGCCUGCAAAUGAAUAGUGAAAGUAUUGUGGUUUACUGCUCUAUUUCCUGAUGCAUUUCACCUUUCGUCGAUCAACUUCUGCGAUUUGUUUGUGUUGGUGAUAGUUUACGAAAAAAGCUGUAAGCUGCAUUUCAACGCUACCAGUAAGGAAAUAGAGUGUGUGUUUAGAUUUGUUUAGUGUUUUCGCCUGUGUGGGGAAACAUUCAGUGGCAGUAAAAGUAGCAAUUAGUCACUAAACAUGCUAGUAUAAUACAAUUUACUACGUUCGAUUUUAUCAAAAUUCGGCCUUGAAUAGGGUCUAUAAGGGGGUAAUAUCAGAUCCUAGUAUCGUUUGUUAUUUCGCCAACCAGCCACGAAAGGGCAAAAGAAGCGUGAAGCCUAGUGGGAGGUGUCGAAAUCAUUGUUUAUGCAAAUUAUGUCCGUGUAACAUGUGAUCAGCGUUUCCGUGUGGCGUUUUGUGGAACGAUUUGGGAAUAGUUGAACAGUGGGUUCGUGACCGGGAUCUGAAUGGUUUCUAUAGCAUCCACGCGUGAAAUGGAUAGCAAACUGCCAUAAUCAUGAAACAUAUCCCAAUAAAUGUGUCUCUGUGUGCGUGUAUUCCCCGAAGUGCAAUUAUGUGAAUAUUGCUUCUAUGUUGAAAGCGUUGUCGUUUCUUGUCAAAAAAAAUAUCGUUUUGUCGGUGCGAUAGAAGGAAAAUCAUCAAUAUUUCAGAGUGUGGAAUCGGAAUAGCGUAUUCGGUUUCGAGAGCAUAUUAUUGUAUGUGUCUGGUUGUGAAUUUUAUUGCUGAUCCACCGACAGCGAAAUAAUAUUUUCCAAAUGUUCCUUUCGAUGGAUUUUCAAUGCCUGAAGUGUUCCAGUGUGUUUUCAGUUGCAAAAUUUAACGUCAGUGGCAAGGAAAAUUCAAAAAUGGAAUAACGUGCUGUGGAAUACUGCUUAUGGCUUAUGUCGUUUCAACUGCUGUUGGGAAAAAAUGUGAGCAGAAUGGUGUCCAUCACAAGUAAAAGCCCACUUGUGCACGAAGGUGAAACGUGAAGAAAAUUCUGCGAAAUUUGGAGAGAGCAAAUAUCUCAUGAUUGAAUUAUUACUUCAAGUGAUUCGGAAACCUCCCUUCCCAAAACUGCUUUGAGCGGUCGUAUUUUACAAACCGGCCCAGCCUACUCUUGUUGAGUAGAGGGGUCUGAUAGUUAUCGCGAAAAAGCGUGUGUAGAAAAUUAUCAUUAUCAUCAUACAUAAAAACAGUUAAUUCAAUAUUGAAAUCUGAUGCCGACCGGGGAAUUUUCCACGAGAUAGCAAGCUAGCAUCCACGCGGGUGGGAAAGAAGUAGAAGAGAAGAAAACUUUGAAAUUAAUUUUCAUAUCCCCUGAAGCAAAUCACAACCACUUCAUAAAAAAAUGCGCCACCUCAUCGGUUUCAGCGUUCGAGGCAAUACCGCUCUGUAAAUAACAACAACCGGAAUACAAAUUCGAGCUAACUCCCACGCACACUACAUUAAGACAAAAAAACGUCCACUAGAGACAGCAAUAAACAGCGAAUCAAUUACAGCUCAAUUGGUUAUAAUCGUCAAACAGCAACCCCGCGAACUCACAGACAUCGCGCAUUGAGUCCCCCCCCCCCCACCGAACAGCCGACAGCCGGUGGAUUUAAGGCGUGCGUGUCUGUGAGACAAUUUCAUGACGGAAAAAUGAUUACACAGAAAAGGAAUGCCAAACCGAAGCAAGGCAGACUACGAUGGGGUCUGAAGAAAAUCUGUUGGGGACUCAUAAAUAUCACGGUACCGAGGCGCACCGCUCGAAGUUGGAUCGAGGCGAAUUUCCAAAAGCGCGAGUGCGUCAAGUAUGUCCCCAACGUGAAAAAUGAGGAUGUAUGCUGCUGUGGACAGGAACGGCGAACGCACCAGCUCGUACCGGGAAUCGAACCGGGCGUUGUGGGAGACUUUUGGCAACCGCAAAAACACACCAGACCGCAACCAACAGAUGCCUAUGGGACGAUCGAGUUCCAAGGUGGUGCACAUCCCACAAAAGCUCAGUACGUUCGUCUAUCGUACGACACCCGACCCGAGCUGCUGGUUCAGCUCUUCACCCGCGAGUGGAAUCUCGAGCUUCCGAAGCUGCUUAUCACCGUGCAGGGUGGGAAGGCGAAUUUCGAGCUGCAACCAAAGCUGAAAAAGGUGCUCAGGAAAGGACUGCUCAAGGCGGCAAAAACAACCGGCGCCUGGAUCUUCACCGGGGGAACUAACACAGGUGUCACGAAGCAGGUCGGUGACGCACUGCUACUGGAGGGACAGCAACGUUCCGGCCGGGUCGUCAGCAUUGGCAUCGCUCCGUGGGGCAUCGUCGAGAGGAACCACGAGCUGCUGGGGCACAAUCGGGAUGUUCCCUGUCAUAGUAUCAGCUCGCCACGCUCAAAAUUGGCUGUGUUAAACAACCGUCACGCGUACUUUCUCCUAGUCGACAACGGCAGCCAGGGACGGUACGGUGCGGAACUGAUCCUGCGGCGGAAGCUGGAAAAAUACAUAUCCAAUCAAAAGUUGCAACCCUAUAAAGCACUUUCGGUUCUAAUGAAUUUUCAUUACAAAGUCACGCACUCGAGCACUCCCGUAGUCUGCUUGGUAAUCGAAGGUGGCACAAACACAAUCCGAGCAGUGCUAGAAUAUGUCACCGAUAACCCGCCAGUGCCGGUAGUGGUAUGCGACGGUUCGGGCCGGGCUGCCGAUUUGAUCGCAUUUGUACAUAAGUAUGCCUCCGAUACAGGUGAACAGGUUGUGUUAGAAUCGAUGCAUGAGUAUCUGCUGGGCACGAUACAGAAAACAUUCGAGGUGGGACCAGAACAGGCCGAGCAGCUCUAUCAGGAGUUGAUAUUAUGCACUAAGAAUAAGAAUUUAAUAACGGUUUUCCGAAUACAGGAUCGACCCGAGGGACACGUUCAGGAGCUCGAUCAAACCAUACUGACUGCACUUUUUAAAUCCCAGCACUUGAGUCCACCGGAGCAGCUGAGUUUGGCGUUGACCUGGAACCGGGUGGAUAUUGCUCGAUCCGAAAUAUUCGUGUACGGUCAAGAGUGGCCUCACGGUGCCCUGGACGAAGCAAUGAUGCAAGCACUAGAACACGACCGAAUAGACUUCGUCAAGCUGCUGCUGGAAAAUGGAGUUUCGAUGCGAAAGUUCCUAACGAUACCUCGACUGGAGGAAUUGUACAACACGAAACACGGACCGGCAAAUACGUUAGGGUACAUUUUACGGGACGUUCGGCCUCACAUACCAAAGGGAUACGUUUACACCCUGCAUGAUAUUGGGUUAGUGAUAAAUAAGCUAAUGGGAGGGGCUUAUCGGUCUUACUACACAAGACGAAAGUUUCGGCCAAUCUACGCUAAGGUUAUGAACAGCUACGUCAACACUCACCGAAAACCGUCUACAUUUGCACGUUCCGCCGGGAUCAACUCGAUGAGUUUGGUCACCGGACUAUUACCGGUUACAUCCGAUAUGGCCUUAUUUGAGUUUCCAUUCAACGAACUUUUGAUUUGGGCUGUGCUUACUAAGCGGCAACAGAUGGCGCUGCUGAUGUGGACACACGGGGAAGAAGCACUCGCCAAGUCGUUGGUGGCCUGCAAACUGUACAAAGCGAUGGCACACGAAGCUGCCGAUGAUGAUCUAGACACGGAAAUUUAUGAAGAGUUAAGAAGCUACGCGAAGGAAUUUGAAUCGAAAGGGCUGAAGUUGCUGGAUUUCUGCUACCGGCAGGAUGCGGAACGUGCUCAACGGCUACUCACGUGUGAACUACAAUCAUGGUCUAGUCAAAGCUGUCUGUCGCUCGCCGUGGCGGCAAAUCAUAGGGCGAUACUGGCCCAUCCCUGUAGUCAAAUCAUUCUUGCCGAUCUGUGGAUGGGUGGGUUAAGGACGAGAAAAAAUACUAAUCUUAAGGUUAUUUUGGGACUACUGGUGCCCCCUUUCGUUAAGAAGCUGGACUUUAAAUCGAAGGAGGAACUACAACAGAUGCCCCAAACCGAGGAGGAGCAUCUUGAGAAUCAAUGUCUCGACUACGAUGACAACGGCAAGCACAAUCCAGACGCAGAGAAAACGCAUGACCCGACACCCACGGAUAAUGAGAAACCCGUGUGCGAUCACAGCCGGACACCGUCCGCGCAGGCGCUUUUGUCCGACACGUACUCUAUGAAAGAUACCAAAGUGCAGGAGAAUGGAAAAUUUGACGGAUUACUAACAACGUUCACGGUAGGUCUGACCGGAUGUCUAAAGGCAAAAGUUUCACUGACGGACUCGGAAAACACUCAGUACAAGGACUACAUGUACGACCACGACGUACGCCACCGGCCGCUCAAAUUGAAGAAAAAGUUUUACGAGUUUUACACCGCCCCCAUCACCAAGUUUUGGGCGGAUUCGAUGGCCUACGUGCUCUUUCUGGUACUGUUCACGUAUACGGUGCUGGUUCGGAUGGAACCGUACCCAAGCUGGCAGGAGGUGUAUUCGAUUGCGUACAUCACUACGCUGGGCUGUGAGAAAAUAAGAGAAAUUGUUUCCUCGGAACCGGUGGCGAUCUCGCACAAAUUCUCCGUUUGGGCGUGGAACAUGUGGAACCCCUGCGAUGCCGCUGCCAUCAUCUUCUUCCUCAUCGGUCUAGUACUUCGGUUGCGACCUUACACGAUGGACAUCGGGCGAGUGAUAUACUGCGUAGACAGCAUCUACUGGUAUUUGCGAAUAUUAAACAUCCUCGGUGUCAAUAAGUAUUUGGGACCACUAGUGACGAUGAUGGGAAAGAUGGUGAAGAACAUGAUUUAUUUCGUCGUGCUGUUGUUGGUGGUGUUGAUGAGUUUCGGUGUUAGUCGGCAAGCCAUUCUAUUCCCGAACAACGACGCCAGUUGGCGGCUGGUGCGAGAUGUGUACUAUCAACCUUAUUUCAUGUUGUACGGAGAGGUGUUUGCCGAUGACAUCGAUCCACCUUGCGGGGAGGACCCUUCGCAGCCGCAGUGUGUGACAGGUCACUGGGUUACGCCUAUCGCCAUGUCUAUGUACCUUUUGAUUGCUAACAUUCUGCUAAUUAAUCUGCUGAUUGCAGUGUUCAACAAUAUUUUCAUAGAAGUAAACGCUGUGUCGCAUCAGGUUUGGAUGUUCCAGCGAUUCACUGUUGUGAUGGAAUAUCAGCAAAAACCCGUCCUGCCGCCUCCGCUAAUAGCGUUCUGCCACUUUUACUCUUUCCUACUGUACUUAAUAAGAAAGGCGAAAGGUCUGCAGCAAUCACGAGAUAAUGGGCUAAAAUUGUUUCUCGAAAAAGAGGACAUGGAACGGUUGUAUGACUUCGAGGAAGAGUGCGUCGAAGGUUACUUCCGGGAGCAGGACGCUCUGCUGCAGCAAUCGACUGACGAACGCAUCAGGAACACCGACGAGCGGGUGGAAAAUAUGUCCCAGAAAAUUGAGGAUAUCAAUCAGAAGGAAAAUAUGCAAACGGCGACGGUUCAGAAUAUUGAAUUUCGCCUUCGAAAGGUGGAGGAAUCGGCGGACCAGAUUCUCUCCCAUUUGGCUGUGAUACAUCGGUUCAUGUCGACCCACACACAGAUUCAGGAUAAUCUGCACGGAUCGACUAGUAAUGUAAGCGGAACGGGUAUGCUCGGAAUAGGACCAGGAGGAGGUGGAGGAGGUGGAGGAACAGCAGCGGGAGUAGUAGUGUUUGAUACUCGCACGAGGACCAUAUCGGAAACUGAUAGCAAUAUUAUACCAAUUAAUCCGAAAAAGAAAAUCAAUCGAUCGCUGACGGAAGUGCGACCGGACGCAUACAUUUUCGACGAUGGGAUGCAUUUUGAGGUACGGACGGUACCGGAGGAGAACGAGAGCGAUCGUUCUCCAGAGAAGACACAUACGACUUCACAAGACCGCAAGCUGUCGAUUCGAUCGGAAGAGUCCGACAUGUACCUGCCACCAUCGAAGGCUCUAUCGCCGGCGGAAUCGGCCGGUUUGGGUAGCAAUCCAACAAAAUCCAAACAACCAUUUCUGAACGUGCGACAGGAAACGACCAGCACGGAAAGUAAGGAUACCCUAACGCCACUGGAAAACUGUGAUGAUCGCACAUUGAUAGGCGACGAAUCCGUAGAGGACAUCGUCGACACCAACUACGACGGACUGCGACAACGGGUGGCCGCAGCCAGAAGAAGGAACAGCUCCAUGCCUGGUGCUGGACGUAGGAAUUCGGAAAGCGCGUCCGGAUUCGAUAUCAACAAGUCGCAGACUAGUCUACAUCAACUAAAUAUGAUCAAGCGGCAGCAGAGUAUCACUCAGUCGGAGCCGGAUAGUGGAACUGAGCAGCCCGUCCAACGACCUCCAACUAGAGGGCGACAGCUUUUACUACAGAUUCACGCGGAGUACACAUCUAUCACGGACGAGCUGGAGAGUGUCUGCCACAUGAUUACUUCCCCAACAUCGUCCUCUCGAGAGGAACGUCCCAAAAAUGUAAAUGAAAUGAGCAAUCCUGAAUUUGCCGCUCUUAUUGAGAAGAGACACUUGAAGGAGUGCGAAGACAGUGAUUACCUAAUGUUGGAAAAACUUCUGCAGACGCGGUGUUCGAUAGACGAGGGCGACGAAAUGUUUGACGAUAUUCAUGAUGACUACGGUCAUCGGAAAAUGCUUCGCCGCGAGACAGCUAUCGAACUUCCGAUUACACCAUCGAAGUCCAAUAUCGUUUCUUUGGCGGAUAGCGCAGCCGGAAACGAAGAAUUCAGUAUCAAGAACGAACGACAAUCGGUCUCGAAUCGGAACUCGCUCCGUGAGUCUAAAAAUUCCCCAGUGUCCUUAUCCGGGCAAAACUCUCCCCGAAACUCGCAGUAUCUACAAUCUACAUAUCUUAACCCAUCGUCAUUCGAUGCGUCCAAUCGAAUUUACAAGAAAUCAUGCGAGAGUUUACAGAAGAAUUCCAGCACUGACACGGAUUAUUCUCUCCAACCGUAUAAGUUCAUAAAGCAGAGUUCCAACGAGACAAACAGCUCGUUCAACAUCGAUAACUCGUCGAUGACAAACGAUCUCUCGAUGGACGGGGAAACGAGUCUGAAUUCGACCGUAAUCGAAUUGUUGGCCGGAAUGAACUGUCCUCCGGAAGAUCGGUUAGGUUUCACCAAGCGAACAUCCUCGCUUGGCAGUGCAACCGUGGCUAAAUCUUCUGAGUCCCGGCCAGGUUUCCUAAAAAAGCAGUUUAGUAUAGAAAAAUCGGCCGGAUCGGGAAAGGCUUCAAGUUCAACGCCAGAAGGGUUGGAACGUCUGGCGCCGCCCACGAAGCCAGCUCCAGUAGGUAAUGGUGCGAGUAAACCUAUCAAAUCCACCCGUUUCACCGACAAUCUCAGUGUACUUGGAACCAAGACUGCAAUGGCACUAUUGAAGGAGAGUAGCUCCACUAGUACUGAGGACACGCAAACUUGCCCACUGAGGGAACCAAUCCCAUGUAUCAGCACAAAUCUGGUACAGGACGAAAUCGCUAAACUGUCGUCCAAUAUCAAGAGCAGCACCGAGGAGGACACGGAUCCACCGAUCAACGAAACCAUGUGCUGAUUUUAGUUGUACAUUUAGUCGGUAAGGCUAUGGCAGAAUCACACUUACCCCGAGGCACACAUUCCCCUCCGCUGUACAAAAGGGAAAUCCCCCACCUGUUUGAACCGCCGACCUGAUCGUUUCAUCCCUGCUGGUUGGAUGGAUCAACCUGAAAGUCACCACCACUUUGGCAGUGCCCAGUGGAUCCUCCUCAUCGGGCAUUGGCGGCAUAAUAGCUAUACAUAGUAGUUAACAGAUGGCACGUUGGAUUAUGAGAACCGCAUUACAGAUGUUAUAGAGUUUUUAAAAAGAGUUGAUGCAUCGAGUUUUAGUGUUGAUAGGACGAUUGAACGUUUGAUAGAUAGAGUUGACCGGAUAUUUGGCUUUAGUCUACUGGAAAAUUAUUUUGAAUUAUUCGUAGUUUUGUGUUUAACGGAAGCUUGAUUUUAGUGGCAGAUAUUGUCAACUAAAAUAGCUGGUAUGAACCAGCUGGUUCAAUAAGAUCCAAUCGAAGUCUGCUAAAAUUAUUAAAAUGAAAAAGUUUAGAUUUAGCAGAGAAGCCUAUGGCUAGCAGAGUUUUCACUGCUAAGUAGUGACGUAUUUUUUCGAUUAACGCAAAUAAUCGAUUGUUCUCCAAAAUAAUCGAAAAAUCAAUAAUAGAUUUAUCGACCACUUGAUUCACGAAGGGGUUGCCAGCGCCAAAUAUGAAACUAGCUGAACAAAAUGACACGCGCCUCAAAAAAUACUCAGCGACCUUAGUAUUUACUACCUACUCGAUUAUUGACGUUAGUCGAUUAAUUGAUUCAAUUAAUCAAGCUCUCGAAAAUGAUUCGCUUAGCGGAUAAUAACUACUGCUGAGUGCUGAUGAAAAUAAACCUAAUGCGAAUUGUGCUGAAUGGAAUAAACAGUCAUUCAAUAGUCCGUGUGACUCAUAGAAUUGAAUAUCGUGCACAUCAUAGCCAUUUCAAUCAGGGCCGGCGGAUAGCGUGGGUAGUAUAGGUAGUAUUACCUAUUUGAAAUUAACCGAGUGGCCACUCGAAAUUUUAGACCAAUCCAAAAUUUUGAAAUCAGCAACGCAUGUAUCUCGGGUACACAUUUUAAAACAUCGAUGUACAACAAUACCAUUUGCACAAACGCACAUUUGUAUUGUGAAAAUGGGACAAAGUCCUAGUAAUAGACUCCUGAUCCUAUGUUUACUACCCACUCAGGCUAAAAGUGUAACGCCGGCCCUGAUUUCAAUAAAUGUUUAUGAAAAUGUCUCCAAAUAAUGGAACACAUCUGCCACAUCGGAACUGCCCGCUCUAUUUAUUUAUUUACCAGCCGAGGAACAGCUCAAGAAGCAGCCCGGCUGCCAAUGUAAAAACAGUGCAGAAGGAAACAAAGAAAGGAAAAAGAACAAACGCAUAAAGGAAGCAUCGCCCGAAAUAACGACCCCAAACGAAUUCCGGCCUCCCCCUUUGAAAAAGUUUAUUGCCGGAAAAUCGACGACCACCGAACCAUUGGAUAUGACAACGGAUUUAGUGACCACCAACCAAAACCGCUACGAUACUGCAAACUCAGACACUAACACCGAAGCUAUGAGUGUAACGGACAACGACUCCGAAUCUGGUACUCUUGUUGUCAACCGGAAAUAGAAGAAGAAUAAUCCUCGACCUCCCAAUGGCCCCAUACAACAAUAAUAGCCGAAGAAAAGAAGCUAGCAAUCCCAUUGACAACACAUUCGCACUACAAUGGAACAACGCCGGAUUACGCCACAGACUACCCGAACUACAAUUAUUCAUUAACCAAUACUCUCCCAGCGUAUUUGCUCUUCAGGAAACUAAGGCAUUGCUCAGCAGUUCACCCACUAUCAAAGAUUAUGAUAUCCAUCUCGUCGAAGGAACAACCCACAAACACCAUCAUGGAGCAGCUUUGGGGGUGUGAACAGGUAUUCCCCAAAAUCGCCUUCCAAUCAACACCGAGAGGCAGGCAGUAGCCGUCCAGAUUGACACCGGAAGCAAAAACACAGUCGUCAUUAUAUAUAUUUCUCCAAACCACAGUCAGUCGGUUAGCAAAAUCGAUCAACAACUCAGGGACCUGAUUCGUCAGCUACCCGAACCCAAAAUUUUAAUGGAUGACUUCAACGCAUCCAGCACCGAGUGGGGAUCUAAGUCAACCAACCAAAGAGGAAGAAUGAUUGAGAAGCUUAGCACCGACUACGGUCUUGCCGUCCUGAAUGAUGGAAGCUAUACACGAAUCAAUUUCGCCGAUGGAACUACAACAGCAAUCGAUCUCUCGCUUGUUUUUUUGGCAAAUCUCAUCCAGAUUUAACUGGCAGGUUGUUGAUGAUAAUCACGGUAGCGACCAUCUUCCAAUCCGACUGGUCACUAGCCUUUUGACUCCAACUGUUUGUGCAAAACCGCGAUGGCGAUACGACAGCGCAAAUUGGGAACUGUACCAGGACGAAAUACGCAGCCAACUAGACCCCACAAAAGACUACACGAUCGCCGAAUUCAAUCAACUGAUUUUUGACUCGGCAAAAAAACGAUACCUUGAACAACAGAAUUACCAGGACCAAAAGCUGUGCCUUGGUGGAACGAAACAGUUGAAAAGGAAAUAAAAUUGAGAAGAAGAAAAUUUCGAGCACUACGGCGCCUGAAUGGAACGGACACAAGAAAGGAUAUGGCACUGAAAAACUUCCAAAAAGCAAGGGCUAAUGCAAGAAAAGCGAUAGAAGAAGCUAAGAAAGCCAGCUGGGAAAAGUUCGUAGGUGAAAUUAAUCCUAUCACCACAUCGCAGAAACUCUGGAGUAACAUCAACGCACUCAGUGGAAAAAGAAGGUGUAAUAAAAAAUAUCUUCGAAUCGACGGAACAAUAACCAAAGAACCUGCCGCCAUGGCGGAGUCACUAGCGACUCAUUUCGCCGCUGUCUCCGCAACCGCAGGCUAUCCAAAAGCCUUUCAAGAACGGGAAGCACAGGAGGAGAAAAAAGAGCAUAACUUCGAUGUGGCUCCCACGGCGCUGGAUGCCAACUUGAGCCUGAGUGAAUUAACAUGGGCACUUAAUAAGGCUGCAGGCAAAUCGGAAGGUCCGGAUCGUAUCGUCUAUCAAGUAGAAAAACAACUUCCCAUCCAAGCCAAACUAACGCUACUCGACAUCUACAACGGUGUCUGGAGUAGCGGCAUCGUCCCCGCUGAGUGGAAGAAAGCUACUGUAAUCCCGCUCAAGAAAACCAUAUCAUUGACCAGCUGUGUCGGAAAGGUACUGGAGAGGAUGGUAAAUCGACGGCUGGUUCACGACAUCGAGUUGAAUAAGCGACUAAAGAGCCAACACAUCUUGAGACGGUGCUGGAAAAUGCGAUUCAAUCCGACAUGCAUGCAAAUGUUGUUCUUCUCGACCUGUCAAAGGCCUUCGAUAGAACAUGGAGGUACCCCCAAUCGUCACAACCAUCAGUGAAUGGAAACUUGUUAGCAAAAUGCUAAGGUACGUACACAGUUUCCUUGGUGAACGGAGUUUUCAUGUGUUUGUUGCACUCUCCGAACGUCAAUCACUCGAAAAUGGGAUCCCGCAGGGCUCUGUGAUAGCAUCAACCCUUUUUUUUAUAUAUUUCAAUUAUAGAGGUUUUAACCUUAAAGGUCAUUUGCCUCUUCGGGUUAGAAAAAUCUCUUAGGAAAAAUUUCUAACCCUAUGUGCGGGGUCGGGACUGGAACCCAGGUGCGCUGCGUACAAGGCAAUCGAUUUACCAAUACGCUACGCCCACUCUUUUCAACAUUGCGAUAAACUUUAUUUGCAAUGCGGUCGCCGAUGACGUCAAAUUUAUACUCUGUGCCGAUGAUUUAAUUAUAAUUGCAAUGAGCAAGUUUCCUCGACGUUCACGAGCACAUGCACAAACCGUACUUAAAGAAGUGAUAGCUUGGGCUGGCCAGCACGGACUGCAAUUUUCAACAGCAAAAUCACAACUACUACACGUUUGUGCCGGCGGCUCACACAGAAAGUUGCCAGAACUGGUAACAACUGAUAGAACCAUUCGGCAGGUUAACGUAGCGAAGAUACUCGGAGUUCAAGUGGACUCAAAACUGAAAUUUCUCAAGCAUGCUGACGAACUUGUCAAGAACUGCCAAAGUCGCCUAAGCAAGAUGUGGAAGAUCUGCUGGUGGCAGCCGCCAGACACUUUUUAAAAUCGGAAACAGCAUCCUCCUGUCGAAAAAGACUAUACAGUCGUGGUGUUGACAAAGUUAUUAAGCGCAUUCAGCCACUCUACCAUACAGCGAUUCGACCAAUCUACAUAGCCCUUAGAACCAGCCCAAUACCCUCGCUACUAUCUGAAAGUGGACAGCUUCCUUUUGAACAUGUGAUGACCGGGUGCCUCGUCGGCAAGGCGACCAGCUGGUUGGAGAAACGCUUCAUAGAGGAUGCUUUCGCUUGCCCUACGGUUAGAAAAGCAUCGGAGUGGUUAAAUAGACUGACAAACCAGAGUAUACCCAUGAUCAGCGUCCUCAGCAGGCUAAGCGAUCGAGCCUGGAACGCAGAUGCGCCUGAAAUCGACUGGAGAAUCAAACAACAAAUUCAUGCCCAUGAAGCCAUUUUCAGGCAAAUUCAGCAAAGCCAAUACUCAUCAUCAUUGGAGCUUUUUACUGACGGAUUCCUAAACGAGGACAGCGUAGGGCUUGAAGUGUUCGGUAGAAAUACAAACAUUAGCAUACGAAUUCUCGAAAGCUGUACAAUAUUUUCUGCCGAGCCGCUUGCAUUACUGAUAGCCUCAGAAAAUGCUUCAAACUCGCAGCACACAGUCGUCUUCAGCGAUUCAGCCAGCUGCCUACAAGCGCUGGAACAUGGAAAGUCUCGACAUCCAUGGAUACAAGCGGUGAAAGAUGCCUCUGCAAACAAAAACAUCAGUUUCUGCAGGGUGCCCAGCCUCUCCGGCAUUGAAGGUAACGAGAAAGCGAUUCGUCUAGCUGGAGAAGGACGAACGAAAGAAUGCAAAAAUGUACCAGUACCAGCCAAAGAUUUUAAAAAUUUCACCAAACUACUACUUCGACAAACCUGGGAGAAUGAGUGGAAAACAUGCGGUAAAUUUACCCGGAGAAUCAAACCAACGACCAUGGCGGGGAAAUAUCUGUCCAAUUCCUCGGAGCAAACAGUCCUCACCAGACUACGGAUUGGGCACACUAUGCUCACUCACGGGUAUCUAUUCGACCGGAAAGAGAAGCCUCGUUGCUGUGGAGUGGACCUGACGGUGGAACACCUACUGAGAGAUUGCCAGCGUUACCAGCAGAAUAGGGAUAGAUUUUUAAACAACCUUACGCUAGGAGAAAUCGUUGGACCAGAACACGAAUAUAACUUCUUCAAUUUUCUUAAAGCAGAAAACCUUAUAAGACUUCUCUAACCUUUGUUAAAUUAAAUGUAUAUAUCUUUAAAUAGUAGCGUGCCGAAUGAUUAAUUUUAUUUAAAGUCACGUAAAUAAAACAAUCAGCUUCAACCAACACAUGAUUUGUCCACCUACCUCCGCUGUCCCGCCUACCGAUAGGUCACUGUGCAGACCAACUAGGCGCAGGCCCUUUGUCCAAUAGCCAAAUGUUUGCGGCAUCCAAUGAAAUAUCAAAACAGAAAUUGGAGUCCUCGCCCAGAAGAAUCUACUAUUGGUAUCGGCUCACACGGAAGGCCAUCCAUCGCAAAAUCUAGCUACCAUUCGAACCAAUACACACUACAGUGGUAUAUAAAUAGCCCAAGAAACAACCUCGGAGACCUGCAGAGGACAAACCCUAUUUGCCUAGCCUUGCAGGAAACACGCCUCCGGAGUGAAAUUGAUCCGACCCCCUGACUCAACAAUCGCUACUCCUGGGAGGCCUCGUCCGAAGCCAACAUUCAUCAAACGAUCGAUCUAGCCAUUCGAAUAGACGUACCGGUAGCAAUGUACACGGACCUGAUAGCAGUUUCCCGAAGGAAUAAUUAUCCGUUCGCGUGUACAGUGCUCUCAAUAGACAUCCCCGAGUGGUGUGAACAAGUAAAAGUAGUAAAAUUGAAUCAACUUAUUGACCAACUCCAUUCGGUCUACUCGAUGCAACCGCCGUGGCAACGACAUCCUCCAAACAGUGAAAAACAAUGACCUCAUAACAUUUAACUACGGGGCCAACUACUUUCCUGCAGGGACGAACCAUGUCCUCGCUUGACCUUAUCAUCUACUCUCAUUCCACCGCAAAGAAGCUCUUGUGCGCCGCCCUUCAUGACCAGAGAGGAUGUGACCACUACCCGUUCCACAUUUCCCAUGACCGAAUACCUUCGACGGUAACCAGACAAAAACGCUAGCUUUAUAAUAACGCUGACUGGGAGGCGUAAGAGUCAAACCCAGCUGACAGAAUCGAACCGGAUCGGAUAUACUUACCAGAGGAAAUCGGCGACAUCAUCAUCUAAGCGGGAAACUCAGAAGUAGCCCAACUAAUUUAUGAUCGCAGGAGGGUACACUGAACUCUUCGAAGGACAUCCCUUGUUCACCCUCUCUGGGAAAAACGAGUCGGUAACUACCGCCAACUUCGCAACACAGUCUGAAAAACUAUCACCGAUGCCAAAGUAGCCAGCAGGAACGAUUUGCUUGAUGGGAUCCAUACUGAUUCACCAUCCAGCGAACUGUGGAGAUAUAUCAACGCAUUAAGCGGGAUAUGAAGACACUUCGGAUACUCGCUUGAAAUCAACGGCAUCACAACUACCCAACCGAUAGAGAUUUCCAAUUAGUUAGUCUGUUACUUUUCCUCUCUAUCGGACAACCCAUCUUUUUCGCCAAUCUUGCUUAGGAGGAAACAACAAGCAGGGCUAUCUCCAAUCGUUUUUUUCGCCCCACAAUGACCCCGAGUACAAUUAGUUGUUCACGGGAAUGGAACUUACGGCGGCACUGACCCAAGCAAAAGAAAAAGUCACUGAUAUCGAUACUAUCGGAUAACCCCUCUUGAAACAUCUGCCUCCAGAAGGAAAAAGGGCCCUGGUGGCCAGUUACAGGCGUGUCCUUCCACGAGUCUUGGAAUACCGCCCUCAUUAUAUCACAUCCCAAAAGGAAUUAAGACUCGAGGAUCCCCAAAGACAUUCAACCUCUAAGCCUGUUACCGUGCACCGGAAAAGUCAUGGAACGGAUGGUCAACAGAAGACUCGUUGCGCUUUGUGAAUCAGAAGACCGUCUUGACCGUCGUCAAUUACCUUAUCGCAAAGACCUUGGAAACGGCGUUUAGCUCGGAUCUUUCCGGGAAAUAGUCGGGUAGGUUGUCGUUGAUGGAAGGCACAUGGAUAUCGCCUUUCUCAAUUUGAAUGAGGCCUAUAAUACCUAUAUACUAUAUAAUACUAUCUAAUCAACUGAGUACGGAUCCCUGACAUAGUCCAGUUUCCAUAUUUUUCUCGCUUGAUAUCUGUCCGUUUGCUCGAGCUCUGAAACAUCUUUUCCGCAGCGAUUGGUACAAAUCGUCUGGGUAUGAAGAUUCAGCCCAUAGUCGGUUAUACGCUGAUAAUAGUAUAAUUUUGCAGUCGUGAGGGAGCAUGGAAAUCAUUUUGUAAUGGGCAGUGUCGAGACCUAGCGACGAACCGCGAGUUCCUUAGAGGGCCCUUUCUAGCUCGUAUAAGGUAAAUGGUUUGUUACGGUCGGUGUGCUGUUGGUCUGGGAAUCAAUGGUGUUGUUUCUACCGUUGUUUUGUGGGACAAAACUCCGGGGUGUAGUUAUUGAUGCUGGAUACUGUUUCAAAGUGGGUUGCCAGCGCCUCGGCUAUCUCACAAUCAUUUUUCGCUGUUUCUCUACCGGCGUUUAUGCGCGUUUGGCUGGCUUUCCCUUGCAUGUUGCGAACGUUUCUCCCUAGCUCCGCAGAGGUCGUAUGCACGUUGAAGCUUCCGACAAAUUCUUUCCACGACGUUCGUUGUGCUUCGUUGAUCACUUCCCUGGCGGUCUGGCGUGCCCUCCUAAACUCGUCCACCAGAAGAUUGUUACCUAAUACUGUUUUGUUUUUGCGAUUUCAAUCUUCUCAGCGCUUUUCGGCGGCCUGCAGCAGUAAUGUCGUUGUUCCACCACGGUACAGUUGUUUUUCGCGGGAUUCUACUAGAUUUAGGGAUGGCUUUUUCUGCAGGUUGGAUGAUUGCGGUAGUAAUUUCUUGCAUCUGUUCAAUUGCAUUAUCCUUUUCUCUGAAAAUCACGGAACUUUGGUAUGUACUCCGUUUAUUCUCUAUCUGGAGACAUACUGUUGUUCUUUUUGUUGGGAUUCUGGGAUCGCUAUCGACAGUGGUAACUGAUCGCUGCUAUGGCUGUCUUCCAGUACGUUGAAUUCUAGUCGACCUGCUAACUCGGGUGAGCAACAAGCAAUGUCAAUGCAAGAUUCGUCACCGCUCGCGUGAUUAAUGUAAGAUAAAUCCCCGUUGUUAAGCACCGUUAAUUCGCGAUCGUCGAUUACUUGUUCGAUCACUCUCCCUCACCUGUUAGAACUUCUCGACCCCCAGAGCGGGUGAUGCGCGUUUAUAUCACCAACAAGAAGCAUGGGUUUUGGUACUUGAUCGAUCAUUGAACCUAGUUUCAGGGCAGUAAUUGACUGUCCGGGUGACAAGUAAACAUUCGGAACGGAAAUAUUGAGUGGAGGAUCUACCUGAACUGCGAUGGCUUCGAGUUCACUGUUGAUUAAUAUCUUCUUGUAGUCUAAACCGAUUCUUACGUCGCGACAGUUAUAACACCACCUGCUGCUUUCUUUCACUGGAACGUUGUUGGUGGACCCUGUUGAAUCCACUGAUAUUUGCUUGGAUACCGGUAGAGCACAUAGUCUCUUGGAGGCAUAUUAAGAAAGGUUGCUGUUCAUUGAUCAUAAGGUUGAUUUCAGGCUUUUUCGCACGGCGACCUUGGAUAUUCCACGAGAUGAUUGCUGGGUUGCUUGUUUUCACGUUUGACUUUGAUGCGUUGGUUUUUACUUGCAUGAUGAAGGUGAUUUGCGAGGAGAUCUCCAUUUCGCUAUACUCACGUUCUGAACUUUCAGUGCAGAUCUCUUUUAGUUGGACUUUUGUAGGUUUUCCGCUUCCACAUUUCUUCUGUCUUUAGUAAAGUUUGUCGUCGCUGCUGAUUUGAUAUACGAACUCUUUCUUCAACCGUUUCGGUUUUGAGGAGGAUGAUGAUGAGUCGCUUUGCUCUUCUUUUCCACUUGUUUGAUUUCGCGUGCUGUACUGUUUUGAUGAUUCUGGUUUUGCUUUGUUGCAAUCGCUGGUUUCCUUUGGCGUUUUCUCGUCACGAUUCGGUUUUGAUGUUGUUACUAUAGGUUGUGGCUUGAGGUUCGGUGUUGUAAUUUGGGUUGACUCUACGUUGCGGGAUUGCAUUGAAAGCAGCGCAUCGGUCGUGCAUGGCACCGUCGCGUAGCUACCUUCUGAAACCCUACUUUGAUGUCCUCUGGCAUUGUAGCUUUUGAGAUCGUUAGUACGAAAGUUGUUUUGACCUUGAUUUCUCCUUGUUUUCGCAUAAUCCUAUACACUGAUGUAACCCCUUGCUCGCGAAGGUUCUCCAGAAUCUCGUCGUCGUUUUCGUCUUGCGAGUCGCGGCAUGUGAUAACUAUCCGGCACGAAUUCAUGCUUUCAUGUUCCACGACUGUGAUGUUUGUAUCACUCGUCAUACUUUUAAGUUUUAGUAAUUUGUCGGCUUGUUUGUCCGUGAACCAGUAAUUUGCCGAUGGCGCCGGUGGUUGAGUGGGAAGUGUGAUCGCCAUUCAUUCCAUUUGGCCUGGGUUCAAAAUUCCAGCCGAGGUGGUUGAGAUUUUUCUGAGGUGAAAAAAUCUGAGGUCCUUCGGAAGGGAAGUAAUGCCGUUGGUGGGGACGGGCCAUGAAAUUGGUGGAUCGAUAUCUAGUCCAGGUAGUGGAAUCACCUCUCUGACGUCGGUAAAGAAGAAGUAGAUCCAGGGGCGGCGAAACACUUUACGCCCGAGUGGGUAGAAAGCAUAGAGUGAGGGGUCCAUUAGUAAGGAUUUUUCCCUUUUCGCAAUGCACACGCCUACAUUACAUUCAUAUUAAAUCACGUUCGUUUAUGCAAAUGAAAUUGUGGUACAUUGAUGUUUUCAAAUGUGUGUAGUGCGAGAUUCAUGCGUUGCACAUCUAUUUUGUUUUUGAAAUUGUUCAAAAUUUCGGUUAUUUUCGAGUGGGUAGUACUACCUUCGGCCUCUAGCAAAAAGCAAGUAUCGGACUAACCAUUCCUUCUCUUUCGAUCCGCGAUCUACGUUCGGGCCUGGCCGGCGCCGGUAUUGAUCAAAAACACUAGGAUUACCAGGAGUUGCAUAAUUAUCUACUGAUUCCCUGUGCAACUUCAGCUAGUCUCGAUUGAUAACAGAGUAGCAGCCAGAGGUGGUCGCACAAGCUCAAGCUUUAGUAUGAACCAGUAAUUUGCCAUCUUAAAUCCGCUUCACGUUGGUCACCUCGCGCUACAGCAACUUCUGAUGACCUUGUCGAUCAAAAACGGUGAAACUUUUUCCAACGUUUUGCUAUCAUCCGUGCGUUUGAUGACAAGGUAGCGUCCUUCCGUUCGUUGUGGAAUCAAACCAAACGCUGGGAACCCCUUCCCACUCAUAGCAUAGAUUCUGCUACUGCCGCUGUGGGGGGACAUGGCCCUUUUUGGUUCUUCUCAUUUCUUUUGUUCGGCCACUUUUAUCCACUUUGUUAGCAUGCUUUUAAGGUUGGACAGAGAACGGGUAAAAUUCUCAAACGAAAAAAGCAGUUUUUUUCCACACCGUAGGUCAGAUCUUCAUAAAAAUCAAUCAGCAGUACUGUAACAAGUUUCUACAUACGCUGAUUGAUUUUUAUGAAGAUCUGACAUACGGUGUGGAAAAAAAACUGCUUUUUUCGUUUGCGAAUUUUGCGCAUUCUCUGUUCAACCUUAACGUGUUCUUCUGUAUGGCGUCGCACAGUGGCACCUCUUCAUACAAAGUUGUGGCCAAAUUAUACAAAUUGGUUUAUGUGGCUAAAAACUGGGUUUUUAACUAAUUUUGGAUAGCUGACUGCAUUUCUGCUAUUAGUUUUGAAUUUCCAUAAUUCUUUUUUCGGCUACUUUUAUGAAUACCCAUUUGAAGGCGUUGCACAGUGGCGGAUUUGCCUAAAAACCUGGCCAAAAGUCGAAAAUUUCAUGGUAGUACUUUGGGUUCUAGUACAUAUAUUGUCCUUCAGAUGGUGCUGCCGGAUGCUAUUUUAAGUGAAAAGCUCCAAAAUUUCCAUAUUUGGGGUGUUUACACAUCCAAACAGUUUAAGCCAUCGCGUUUUGCUCAUAUUUUUAUCGAGCGCCCGAAAUAUCAGUAUUAUUCAUUGUAGUUUCAUGACACUCUUGAAGGUUUUCUUAAAACCUAGAUUGCUCUUGUAGUGUGCUAUAAAACUGUAAUUGUUACUUGGGAAGUGUAAUUAGAUUUUGAUGAAAGUGCCGGUUUCGAAUGUGGAAUAAUGGAAAGUUAUGGUGACGCUAUGUACUUUAUUUAUAUGUAUUGAUGUCAAAUGAUAUUAUUUUGUUUGUUUAUAGAAAAUGUCAAUAACUUUCACGCUUUUGUAGCAGACGGCUUCAACAGACAUUUUUGCUAAAUUAAUGAAUUUUUUUUUGUCCACGUAUGUCCACUAUGUUUCAAGACAAUUUGUGUUCCUUGAGCAAUUCGCCAUUUGGAGCAUUAAAGAAUUCUUGCCCGAAUUUGCCCGUUUGUGAGUAAUUCUUGAUUAAGUGGAGACAGAGACGGAUUAUGAGAUUUCCAGUUUAAAAUUUGGACCCGUACUUUUAAUUACUGCUGCACCUCCGCUUGUCAUAGCGAGUUGCACAAUGCUGCAUUUUGAUCAGGAAGAAUUGUGUACUUAAUGGUGAAAAUUUCACCGAGAUUCAUAAACAUGUUCAAAAGUGGAACGCAAAAGACGUAAAUAAUUUGGUCGUUCAUAUUGAAAACCAAUGAAGUCAACAGAAGUGAUCGCCAAAGGUUCCAAAUAUCGAAAAUCGGUUAUGAAUACCAUUCUUGAACGUUAGCGGGGAGCAAUGACCUUUGAUCAUGCAAAGCAGAAACAGAUGUGGAAUAUAUGACUGGAUACUACAAGUGAAAAUCAGUAGACUGGGAUCUCCGGCCGUGAUUUGGCCAAAAAGCUCACAUUGGCGUACACUCCAGUUGGCGAAUUUGUUUGUGAGAAGGUUGACAAUCGUAGCAUGUCAGCAAGCAUGACAACAAAACGUGGUUGCUCAAAACUAUACCAGGAAGCAGUACCAGCAUGUUCUAACCAAGUAUAACGUAUGAAUUUAAAUGGACUCUUCAUCAUAAUAAUGACCUUUGGACAUAUCCUCGGUCAAAUUUAAUUUAAAUAAAACUAUGAAUCUUAGCGAAUUUCAGUUGUUUUCGUAUUUUUGUCAUAUUUAUUUUACAGCUACUGCAAUUUGCAUGCUUGUUGUCAAUUUUCACUCCAUGCAUUUCUUCGUAGAAUUGGCUUAUUUGCUAUAAUUUAGAAAAAUACAAUUUCUUUUUUUUUUAAUUCGUUUAUUUGACACGACUCAAUGCGUUAGCUUAGAGGAGCCGUGGGUCUUUUAUAUAUUUACAAGAUGAAAAAAUAAAAAUUACAAUGCAUUUUAUUUUGAGCCUGUAAGAUCCCGUACGCGCAAUUUGCUAUUGCGAGCGGAGAUCUUUUUUCGCGUCGGGAAGAUGUUCCUUCUCUCGCCAAUUUCGGGGUUAUCCAUGUCACUCUCGUUGUCGUUUAUGCCCGUAUCAGCAUCUUGAUUACUGCCUUGAUACUCGCGAUCAGAUGUUCUUCUUGGCUUCUUGCCCUUGCGGGUCACGAAUGUGAACACUCCAUCCUUGGUGGUGGUUUCUUCACUGGUGGUACUAGUUGUUAACUUUGAAGUACUUGACGCAGCUUUUACAGUUGUCAUUAUUGCCUGAACAGCAGCCACAAAUUUGGCAACCGUUUGCGGUUCAGGUGAAGAUAUUGGAGCUUGGGUGGUGGCAUUUCUUUCUGCAGGUGAGCUUUCCUCAGCGGUUUCUGGCAUUGUUGUCCGUAUUGUGCCGUUUGUUCACAGAACUGGCACGUAUUAGUUUGUCCUUGAUAUGCACAAAGAGUUCGCUGUGUAAUAGUAUUUCCCCCUUCUUUUUUGUACUGCAGGGUAAGGUAGGAUGGAGUGGGUUGGUCUCACCACAAAGCCACCAUUUGAAAUACCUGGGAAGUAGUUUCUCCAUGUGUCCUCCGUAAUAGAUUCCACUGCUCCGAAAUUCGACAUGCAUUUUUUAAUUGCCACUUUGCAAGUAAGUGGAGAUAAAUCAUGUAAUUUAACUUCAACAUUUCCAUUAUCCAUGUAUAUAGGGAUCUUGAUUUCACUUUGUCACAAACAAGCACGUGUUUCAAGUUGUUCUGCGAAAUAAAUCUUUUCGUCUGGGCGAAUUUUUUGAAGGUUAUCAGCACCGCAUGCCUGACGUGUUCUAGCUGUAUGGAGGUGACUUCCGAAAACCGAAGCUGCAUUUUCACCUUCAGCAGAUGUUCCACAUCACGAAUACUUGGUCUUAUGCGAAAUGACCUGAAGUCAAUCGACACUGUGUUAGGCCGAAUAAUCAAUUUUUUUAUGAGACUCAGUCAUCUUGAAAGGUCACCCAAUAAUACAAAAUAACGGUAUCCUUUGUUCUUCAAACAAUGCACACAAGUAACUGUUUUUUUCGUUCGCUUUGCACUGGCUUGAUAUCAAAAUCGUAAUCUGCGCCUCGAAAAACCGUGGUGCACACAAACAAUUUUCGUGAAUUAAAUUGAACAGAAAUCUUCGACAUCACUUGCUUCAACGACAUGUUAAAAAUUCAUUUUUUAUCCAAUUAUCAUAAAAUUUUGAGAAAAUUUUCUUCAAACUAAGAGCAAAAUAAAACAAAUAUUUACAAAAGAAUUACAAGACAUUGAUUUUUGGAGUUUUGUCACUCGUCGUGUCACUGUGCGUCGCUUGCCACUCGGGAUACACCAAGCUUUGUUAUGGUGAACAAAGCGCGAACAGGCAGAGUUUGUAAUCGCUUAUUUUAUCCACAGGCACUAAUUUUUCCACUUCACUCCGGUUGGAGCAGGUAGUUUUGAUAACGAACUGUCGUGUGUGAAAAUUUCCCUCGGAUUCUCGGCGUAAUACACGAAUAAAACGAGUUUUGUUUAUUCAGGUACACUAACCGCGUUGACGCGCUGUUUAUAACCCGAACUCGAAUGGUCUGUCUUAUAUGAAAUUCCGUUUGAUUAGCUCUAGCAGAUGAGUCAAGCCAAGCUGGAGUAAAUCCUUAAGCUUAUUUUUUAUCUCCAAGAUGCAAAAUCUGCAUAAAUAAAAAUAUUUACUUAUUUUUAAUUUUGCGCUGGAAGACCUUUUUGAAGAAAAUAUUCAUACCAAAUAAUCAGAAAGGGAUUUUCGGACUGUUAGGGGACUAAAGGGAAAUAUUUUAACAACUUCGUUUUAUUAAAAAGAAACAAAACAACAUGUCUCGAUUUUGUCAGUAUCCCUGUUUUGUCAGCCCACAAAAAAUCACUACAUAUACGGGUUAGAAGACGCCAUCUUGGCCUUCAAAAAGGUGCCACUCAUCGAUUUCCGGCAUCUUCCCGCCAAACCCGUUAUAAAAAUAUUCAUACAUAAUAAUGAUUCAAUUUUGUGAACUGCUUUGUCAAGAAGAAUUUAUGUACGAAUGUGAAGCGAACUUUUUUCAAUUUACGAACCUGCCCGGUUUGGUUCGUAAAUGGAGGUUUCAGUGUACAUAUCUUUUUCUAUUAAGGCACAUGACCCUUUGGGUUAAAACCUAAAUAAACGAACAAACGCAGAUAUGGUCACUCAUGGCAUGGUGUGAAAUAAUUGUAAAAUGGGUUCACAAAGUUUCGAUGGACGACUAUAUUCCAGUUUCUAGCUUAGCAACUACUUCUUCGCGCAUAUCAGCGGUAGUGACCUUUCCCUGUUACCCUGUUACACAGUGUUUUCUAUGACACUGAACAGGCUUUUUCGUAAAAAACAAUCGAACUUGAGAGUUUUUAUUGAUAAUGAAAGUGGUUUUAAUAACACGUCUAUCGAUUCCUUUUCGAAAGCAGCACAUGGUCAUGUAUUACCUUCAUAUAUCACGAACUGGAUUACGCAAUGCUUAGUAACCGACAUCUGUGUUCAUCGACAUAAGACAAGUAGAGAUUGUAAAAGCGAGUAUCUGCGGAUGUCCUUAAGGUGAUAUGCUGUCACCACUGUUCUGGAACUUUGUUGAGCGUACUUAAUAAGCUUGGAUUUUCGACAAAUGGUUUCGUUAAGAAACUCGUUGUAUAUUCGAGAUCAAGCCAGUAGUAGUUCUCUUAGUGGUCAGUAGUAUCGUAGUAAUGGGUCUUCAAAUACCGGCUGCGGAGUUUGUCGAAACAGAAGGUAAAGCUCCGCCACGAAAUGCAGUACUACGGGCUUUGUUUCACUGAUGAUUAUCAUAUUUCCAGCACUUGCAUUAGAACACAUUUUGAUUUGAUGCUGCAAGUCUGAUGUGUUGUUGAGUGAAAUUAAAUGUAUGAUCACUUGGACUAGAUUAUUUCCAAUCGUUUUGACUGGUAUCUUUUCAAAUUCGAAGUUAUGAAAUUAAACUUCUGUUGCGAUUGAAUUAGGUGACAUUUUAAAAUAUAUUAAAACAAACCCUAGUCGUGUCACCUAAACCGAACAGCUAUAAUAUGAUGAUAUACAAAAGCCAAAUAUUCUUGUCAAUGUAAACGAUUGAGUGCCACGUUAUAAACCGUUGUACAGAUUUAGAAGAUUAUAUGUACUGUAAUGAAAAAAAAAAUAUGUUGUAUAUAUUAUGUUCAGUUUAUUAACAGUUUAGAACCCGCGAAGAUGUUUAUAAAUAAGUACAUAUUAAGAAAAUUGGGACCGUUCAUAAUUCGAAUCAAAACAUAUUGUAAACGAAACCGACAGAUUGAUAAAGAAGCAUAGCACUGAAACAGCGUCACUUGAUGUCAUUUGUUUUAGAUUUAUUAAAAAUAUAAAAAUCGAACAGCUAUAUCUCGUCGAAAAGAGAUUUUCUGUGCAGCUAGGAGGCUUUUAGGAAAGAAUGUUCAGCGUUAAGCAACGCGAGUAUUGAAAAUGUAUAGCCAAGCGCCUAAAACGGAAUAAUAAACGGUUUUCACGCAGUAACAUCAAUGAUGACAGUGGAAUCUUAUUUCCAAUAGUUUUAGCCUUCUUGCCACCGUAGCUGCGUAUUAAGAGAUGUACUUCAAACUUAAAAUAUCAAAUCUUCUCAAUCAUACAAGAUUUUUAUACAUUCGUAGGAAUCAUAUAUAACAGUUUCGCAAAUAUGCUUGGAAACUCAACAGAAAGUUACUUGUCUUUUUUCGCCUUUAUCUGGUCAUGAACUAAACUUAUAGUCACCUUAAAUUUGGGAACACAUUCAAGCAAACGAAAGGAUGUACGUACACACUCACCUAAGUAGCAAACUCUUUCCUCCGUUGAUAGUGAUCCUUUUUCCCUAUUUCAACGAAUCACGUUGCAUCCUCAAUAUCUAUUUGAACCUCCGAAGUAGCUAAACGUAACAAAAUUGUGAAUUUAUCUAGAAAAUAUGCGCAGGAGCUGGAUCUUGCCAAUAAGCAACCACUAACUUACGUGUAUCACCGUACUGAAGCCAUGUACUGAAAAACGAAAACCCCCUUUAUCAACUAAAAAUGUGAAAAAAUGAAACAGAGAUAAUAAUGACAAUAUUAUUAAAAUAAAGUGAAAUUUGAAGAAAUGUUAUCCGACGAGAAUUGUUUAACCGAAAGAAUAGACGCACUCCACGACUUGUUAGUACUUACCAAAAAAGGUCCUUUUCGCAUGGUAGAUCUUUUAUUUGUAUAGACAAUUCGAAUGCUAUUAAAUAAUUGAAUUCGAUAGGAUGAAAAGAUAGGUGCAGUCCAUCCAAGAAAACGAGUUUUUUAGCAUUUCAAUGAGUUUUUAUACCAUUUUUUGCUUAUUAUAGCUUGUUAGGACACAAACUAAAUAUUUUUGACAAAAAAGAAAAUAGAUUUUGUACACAAUUUUUGAGUAAACGAUACAACACUGAAAUAUAUCAAGUUAUGUUUAUUGCCCGA